This is a messenger RNA of Lottia gigantea (owl limpet), 2965 nucleotides long. RefSeq lists its product as hypothetical. Gene Ontology annotation, cellular component: Ndc80 complex. Bases 23 to 2119 code for a protein of 698 amino acids. The record is from RefSeq and is a predicted model, not a curated record. Gene Ontology annotation, biological process: attachment of mitotic spindle microtubules to kinetochore. The transcript has 16 exons. Lineage: Eukaryota; Metazoa; Mollusca; Gastropoda; Lottiidae.
AACAGAACAAGAAAACCUAGAAAUGAGACGGUCAGAGUCCAUGGGACCCAUGAGGGUCCAAAAUGAUGAUCAUCAUGGACGUGUGGUGAGAGGGAAAAGAUCUUCAAGUGGUACUAGAAAUUCUGGUAGAUCAUCCAGUGAAGGGAGACCAUCAGUAGGUAUUGGAAGAUCUUCUAUGGGGAGACCAUCAACAGGUGUAACACCCAGAUCAAGAACAUCUACUGGUUAUAAUUCUACAGGUUACCCUUCAUUAGGCCGACCAUCCACAAGUAGUAGUAUACCAACUUAUGGUGGUGGGGCUGCUAGACCAUUAUCUAGACUAUCUUCAAUUGGGCAGAAAAAUCCAAGGCAUUCAAGUAUUGGUGGACGUGGAAGAUCAGCUGUGCCAAAAGAAUGCCGACCAAUAUCAGAUAAAGCUUUUCAACAUAAAUGUAUACGACGACUUAGUGAGUUUCUGAUUGAACGUGGCUACCCAUGCAGCAUCUCUAAUAAAGGUCUUCAAAGUCCAACAAAUAAAGAAUUUUAUAAAAUAUUUGAGUUUAUCUAUAGUUUUAUGGUACCUGAUAUUAAAAUAAACAAACCAGAUGAAGAUAUACCUAGAAUAUUUAAACUAUUAGGUUACCCUGCUGUUAUAAGUAAAAGUUCAAUGUUUGCUGUUGGUUCACCCCAUACCUGGCCAGGAUUAUUAGCUGCUUUAGUGUGGUUGAUGGAAUUAGUACAGUUUUAUCUUCUUAAUCAAGAGAGUGGUGAUGAUAGAUAUUUGUUUACAUGUGACGAUGAUUUUGAUGCCAUGUCAGAAGACAAGAUGUUAUAUCUGUAUGUAGAGAAAACAUACUCAGCUUAUCUCAGUGGAGAAGAUAAUUUUGAUAAGUAUGAUGUGGCAUUAUCAAGAGCUAUAAAAGCUAAAUACUGUGGUGGUUCAACUGCUACAGAUCCUUUAUCUGAGAUCAACAGAUUACAACAAGAAUUAGAUUUAUUAGAGCAAGAUUCUGAUAUAUUAAGAAAUUUAAAGGAACAAAAAGGGUUACUGGAGAGUGAUUGUCAGAGAAUGGCCAAUUAUUUUGAUCAAGUUGAGAAUUUCCUUAAAGGACUGGAACAUCAACGCAAAGAAACAGUAGAAGAACUGGAAGAACUUGUGGGUAAAAAGACAGCUUUAGAAGAGAAAUAUAAGAAUAUGCAGAAUAUUUGUGAAAAACAGUUAAUGACCCAAGCUGACAUCCACAGAAUUCAGUUAAAACGAAGAGAAUUACAGAAUCAGAUAGAUAACCUAGAAAAAGAAAGUGAAAGUUUAGAUAAAGACGUAUGGAAGUCAGAGACUGAUGUAGCUAGAUCUAGAGAAAAGAUUGAAGGAAUCAGUAGAGAGUUUAAUUCUAAAGCUCAUACAUUAAAAUUAAUACCAACAACAGCAGAAAAUGCUCAAGGUAUAGAUUAUGAAAUGAAAACCUCUCACUAUAGUACCAUGAAUGAUGACCAUGAAACUUUAAGGUCAGCAUUGUUAGAUUUUAAGAAAAGAUGUAGUGCUGCUGUAAGAGAUAGAGAAAGUGAAAAAUUAAAACAAACUAAUCAUAUUGAAAUGUUAAAAGAAUCUGUAAAUGUUGGAGAAGAAGAAAACAACUUUCUGGAGAAAAAUGUAAAAAAGAAAGAAGAAGAAAUAGAAAGAGUUAAAAAGAUGAAUCAGAGAGAAUAUGAAAUGUUACAAGAAGAAAUUGAUAGUGAGGAGAAUAUUAUUCUAGAAUUACAGAAACAAUGUCAUAUUAGUAUACAGGAGGCACAACGAGAUCUUCGAGAUACUCUCAAAAACCUUGAACUGUUUGUGGGUUCUUCCUUCAAAGUGAACAUAAAAAAUAUGUUAUUUGAUAUUAUUGGAUGCUUUUAUCAUAGAUGUGAUGAAAAGAAAUUAGAAAAUGAUAAGAUACUAAGGACAGCUAUUCAUACUCUUAAUGAAUUAGUAGAUGAAGUUGUAACUGGCAUGUCUAAAGAACAGGAACAACUUGAUGACCAUAUAUUGUACAGUGAAGGUAUAUUAAAACAGUUAUUAGCAGAAGAGCAAGAACAGAUUAAAAGAAUGGAGAAAGAUAGAGAAGAAAUGAUGAACAGAGAGAAAUCUAGAAUGUCUUAAUCUUGCUCUAUAAUAUCUAUCUAUCUAUCUUUAAAGGUGCAGACUUGAAGUUCAGUUAAUUCAGGAUAUUAUGGAAACAUUUUUAUAUUGUCUGCACCCCUGUCCGUCCGUCAACAUUUGCUUGUUGGAUUUUUUGAUGGAAUCAAAUGAAAUUCGGUAUGUCUAUAUAUAUUCAUAAAACGAAGAUCAAGUUCGAAUUUGAUUUAUUUUCGACCGUUAGAAGCAGAGUUAUUGCCCUUGCCCCAAAAUCUUGAAUAUGCAACAUCAGUUGCUCGUAAACACUCUAAAAACUAGAUUUUUUGAUGGAAUCAAAUGAAAUUCGGUAUGUAUAUACAUAUUCUUAAAACGAACAUCAAGUUCAAAUUUGAGCUAUUUUCGACCGUUAGGAGCAGAGUUGCCCUUUCCCCAAAAUCUUGAAUAUGCUAUUACUCUCUUAGUUUUCAACUUUGAUGAAACUUAAAAUGAAUGUUUCAUUGAUACCAUUAGCAUGCCCUGAAGGGCGUAUAUGGCUGUGGUCCACUAUCUUAUACCAAGUAAUUCUAAUACAGAGUCUGCAUUUUCAUCUUUAAAAAACUGUACAAGUAAAACUAUUAUUGGGCACAAAAUAGUUAUUCAAGAUUAUACGUCCAGUACUAGCUCAUAGAGAGGGUAUUAAUUGACUGAUACAAUUGAUAUUCAGUGCUGUUUUUUUGAUGAUUAGAACUGUUCAUGAUCCAUAUAUAAUAGUUAGCUGAACAAUCCACUAGUCUUAAUUAUCAAUAUUUAGUUAAAUUUUUGUAUGUGAAGUAUAGUAAUUCUAACUUGAAGUUAACUCUAAAUAAAAUUCUGUAAUAUCAGAAGUAAGAU